Messenger RNA from Platichthys flesus (European flounder), 2617 nucleotides. RefSeq lists its product as uncharacterized. The transcript is spliced from 8 exons. The coding region runs from base 117 to 1028 and encodes 303 amino acids. The record is from RefSeq and is a predicted model, not a curated record. Gene Ontology annotation, cellular component: external side of plasma membrane. NCBI's taxonomy places the organism in Eukaryota, Metazoa, Chordata, Actinopteri, Pleuronectiformes, Pleuronectidae. Gene Ontology annotation, biological process: positive regulation of T cell proliferation; cell surface receptor signaling pathway; negative regulation of T cell proliferation.
GUGAAAGUAACCCGUAUCCCUGACACCGCAGCACAGUUCGGUCAGUCGGCAGAGUGUUGCAGCAGCAGAAGUGAUCCGUGAUCGUGACCGUGGAGGAGCGCGUACUGGAACUGAACAUGGCUCUCAUUGGUAUCCUCUUCCUUAUUUUCACUGCGACAUGUGUUGGUGCACAGGGAGAUUUUGCAACUUUGGAAUGCAAUCCUGAAAGCUUUGGCAAGCAUGGCCAGAAGUCACUGCUGGAGUGUGUCGUCAAAACCCAAGAAAAGGACCUAGAAAUCAAAAUGGUCAGUUUGAAGAAAGAAGGGAUGGAGAAUGCCACACUGUUUUUUUACAAAGGAAUCCUGCCAUCGCAGACAGACUACAUGUUUGCUGAGCCGUCCUGGAACAGUAAGAACAUGAACGUGUCCCUGCUCAUCACCAAAACUAUGGUGGCACAAGCUGGAGAUUACGAAUGCGAGGUGUUAACAAACUACGGCAAUUAUAAAGAGACCAUCAACCUCAAAGUAACAGCCGAAUACACUGAACCAACUAUAAGAUCCGUCCCUGAGAAGAUGAACCAAAACAGAGAUGGUGCCCUGAUAUGUGACUCGGACGGUGGCUACCCAAAAGGUGAGAUUCACUGGAUCGAUGAGCACGGCACGGACUGGACCAAUAGCUCUGAGAUGAAGGCGGAGCAAGGCCAGAAUGGUCUGUUUCACCUUUCCAGCAAGCUGACUCUGCUGCCACGAUCCAUCUUCUCCAAGUAUACCUGCGUGGUGGUCAAUGCCAGUGGCGGCAGAGAGGGGGGGACCGGAUUUGAAAUACAAGACCAACCAAGACAAGACGGCCAAGAAGGAGUGGGAAAGUCUGAUUCAACCUCGAAAAUCAUCGCUCCUGUGGUGGUGAUCGGAUCGCUGAUCGUUGGAUUGCUGAUGGUGCUCCUUUAUCGACGGCACCGUCAGAAUGGCCAUUCGACAAACAAUCCAAACGAGGAGGCGGAGGAGAAGGAGGAUCUGCGUAAGAAAGAGUUCGAUGCCAGCCGGGUGUGAGGAGACACUUCACGUCACAUGAAUGUACAAACUUACUGUCAACCUCUAAAUCAUCACUUCCUUGUGCGCACUACUUCACAAUAUAACCAGGGAUAACUUGUAUUAUUACUCUGAUUCAUCAUAGGACAUGUACCACCUUUAUUUACCUACUGUAAUAUCCUUAAGUUGACACUUUUAAAAUCAAGUCUGAUUCUAAUACAGGAAUGCAAAGGGCGAAUAGAAACCAGGGAGUUGUGUUCAUGCUGUGAAAACCACAUCAGGAACUAGAGCGAGAUAAUACUGCGAGGGCGUUGGACAUCUGAGUCAGUGCUGGUCAUUGGCUGGAAGAAGAUUGUAUAGAUCUCCCUUUGAUUAGGCUGAGCAGAAGCUGUGGCAAUAUGAAGAUUGGCCCCGAAUGCAAUUCUUCUCACUUUCUCUCCCUCUUUAUUGGUGUUCUGUUGAUAGAGGCGCACGUGCACAUGUGUUUCUAUAGGUGAUGGGCAGUUUUGGUUCAAUACCGAGGACAUUUUGGCUGGUGCUCACAAAUUCAAUUCAACUGAUUAAGGGUUAAGAUUAGAUUUUAGGAUUAGGGUUGGAAUGAGUGUGGAACAUUUCAGGGCAAUGUUAGGACUUCAGUUCAUGUCUGAAAGCAGCUCAUGCCUCAAUGCUUUCCUCGGCUGUUGCUCUCUGUCAUAGCCCCCCCCCCCCCCCCCCGUGAUCCUGCUGAUAAUAACAAACCAAAGCUUCAGCAAUCAUUAUUAGGCACAAGGCGGGACAGACUCAAAAUUGCACUUGUUGAUUUUUUGUAUCGUAUUUUAUGAGACGCCCCUAAAUGAACAAUCAAAAGAGAUUAUGACUGUCAUCAUUUAAGAUUUAGCAUUAAGAUUAUAUAAAACAUGUAGCAUAUAACUGUACAUAGAAAUGUAUUGAAAGUCUUGAGGUCUUUGGUCUGUCGGAUUUUAAUCGAAUGUUACUGAGAAAAUCCAACCCUUGUCAAUUUCAUAUCCUCAUUCUAGCCACUGAGAAAGUACCGGUUCUACUUCCUAGAGUGUCCCAUGAUCUCACUGGCCGGCCAAAGCAGGAUACUAAAUGCUGUGUUUGUUUGUCGAACUGUGACGUGUGCUCAUUUGACAUUUUUCAGUAAUUGGCAGCUUAGCUUCCCCCUCUGAGACAAGUCUUCAGUUUCAUUAUUAUCUCUAUCUGUCGGCAGAUCAGGUCGUCCAUAACUUAAGGAUUUUGUCCUAAGUUGUAGCAGGUCAUUCGAGGUGUGUACUAAAACCUCCUGUGACUUAUCUUGAUAUAUUGGUAUAUCAUUAACGUGUAGGGGAGGAAAGCCCGGAUCUGUAUUAACUUUGAAUAUCUCCUCUACUUUUAAGUUUUUGCAAUUUGAAAACCAUAACAUGAGCCUGCAAGAACUGUUUUGUAUAUACUGUAAUGCUUUUGUAUUUUUUUAAUGAUUUUGAUAAAAUUGUCCUGCUGUGUGGAUGCAGAUUGCGUUUGAGGGUAAAAAUGAAAGCUUUAAUAGGAAUGUAUACUUUUUGUUGUGAUUAACAUGAACUACUGGAGCUGUGAUCUGUUAAUGUGACCAAAAUAAACCAUGAACAAAAAUA